AUGGAGAGUCACUUGGUGAAACGCAGAAUUGAUAUAAUUGCAUCCCACUUUGCUCCCAGUGAUGAGAUUUCACCAACCCAUCUUCUGCCUAUGAAUUGCAGUGGUAGUCUGAAUUCUGUGCUUAGGAGAUGUGACAAUAAGGUAUAUUUCGCGCGCCAAGCAACUUCUUCCUUCGGUUAUUUUAUGAAGCAAACAUCAGCUGAAGAGGGUGACUCAACUUCAUUUGUUGCUUCAAAAACCAACGCUGCUGAAUGUGAAGGUCCUUCUAAUUAUGCAAGAGCACCAUGUUUUGCAAGACUUGCAAGGAAAGAAUCAACCCUUUCAAAUUCAGUUGUCCAACCAAUGACUAAGAUGCAGGGCUAUGAUUUUGAUGCACUUGAGCCACCUACAUUUGCUAGGCCAAGCAGAAAGAUUAGACAAGGGGAAUGGUUACAUAAUGAGAAAAGAAUACACCAUUCAGAAAUUGGAAUUGAGUGGUCCCCUAGAAUGGAUGUUGCAGAAUCUGAAGGUAAAUAUGUUAUCAUGGUGGAAGUUCCAGGUGUCAAUGUUAGUGACAUAAGAGUGGAGGUUGAUGAUCAAAAGUUGUCUAUCAAAGGAAGACGCUCUACUAGUUCUUGGAAAGUAGCAGGUUGUCCAAAUGCUUCAUUUUCAUCAUAUCACAAAAGGGAGAUAUUAUAUGGACCUUAUGAGGUUGUCUGGCCACUUCCUGCUGGUGUCAACAAGGACAGUGUAUCAGCUGAAUUUUUGGAUGGAUUUCUACAAAUUAUAAUUCCUAAAGUUUGAAAUUCAGUAAUAUUUUGAUCAUAUAUACUAUGAAUUUGCCCAUCAUAGAUGUAGCAGAAGUGGAUAAUGCUCUGCAUAUAAAUUUGUUGUUUCUUCUGAAUUAGCUAUGUGACCAGUCAUGUAUAUAUAUAUAAUGUAAUGAACAAAUGAUGGGUUACCUUUUAGUUCUUAUAGAAUAAUAUAGUGAACAAAAAUGUCCACAUGCAUUGUGUAGUUCACUUCCCAUUCCACUUUUGAAUGAUAAAUAGUUAUUAAA
Molecule: messenger RNA, 1039 nt
Organism: Cicer arietinum (chickpea)
Lineage: Eukaryota; Viridiplantae; Streptophyta; Magnoliopsida; Fabales; Fabaceae
Biological process (GO): response to heat
Source: RefSeq, a predicted model, not a curated record